AUGUCGCUGAAGCUCGAGACCAGCGAUGGUGAAAUCUUCACCGUGCCCAAGCAGGUCAUCGGACAAUCCGGACUCGUCUCCACGCUGCUGGCGGACGCCGACGUUGGUGAGGACGGCGUCAUUCCGCUCCCCAACGUUGCCGCGCCGAUCAUGCGAAAGGUGUUGAUUUGGUGCUCGAAGCACAAAGACGACCCGAAGAAGGAGGAGACUGAAGAAGACAACAAGCCCAAGGAAAAGGGCCCGGUCGCCAUCCCGGCUUGGGACACCGAAUUUUUCAAGGUCGACAACGGCGUUCUCUUCGAAAUUGUCCUGGCCGCAAACUAUUUGCAAAUUCCGCGUCUGGUGCAUCUGGGAUGUGGCAUCAUUUCGAACAAGCUGCGCGGCAAAACUUCCGAGGAAAUCAAACGGGAGUUUACUAUCGUC
Molecule: messenger RNA, 423 nt
Organism: Mesorhabditis spiculigera
Lineage: Eukaryota; Metazoa; Nematoda; Chromadorea; Rhabditida; Rhabditidae
Source: the annotation of a GenBank genome assembly